This is a messenger RNA of Drosophila obscura, 1433 nucleotides long. RefSeq lists its product as uncharacterized. Lineage: Eukaryota; Metazoa; Arthropoda; Insecta; Diptera; Drosophilidae. The record is from RefSeq and is a predicted model, not a curated record. The coding region runs from base 1 to 1230 and encodes 409 amino acids. The transcript has 4 exons.
AUGCUGCCCUACCUUGCUGCCAGCUGUCUGCUGCUGGCUCUGAGUGGCCUGCAGCCAGCGACUGCAGCCAUCCACAAGCGCAGCGGUGCCAACUCCCUGGGUGGGGAGUCUGCGAGCCACUCCCACGCCCAGUCAAAGCCCGCGCCCAGUCCGGCAGGGAGCGUCGAGAACACGGACCUCUUGGAUAAACUAAGCUGGAAGUGCGCCAACAAUGCGAGCUGUCUGUAUGGCGUGGCCAAUGGGAUCAUGGCCUCCUACCAGCUGGGCGAAACCAUCAAGCUGGGACUCUUCGACCUCGUCAGGCUGCCCGACCUGGACGCAACGCACAAGCACAAGUGGGGCACGGGCCGAGGCCUGGCCAGCUUCAUGGACUUUGUCAGUGGCAAUGCCGUUCGGGUGCCCGUUGGCCCCAUGGUGUUUAGUGUGCAGCGUUCGGAGGAGGACAGUGAUUACAUAGAGGUGGCGCUCCUAAAGAAGGCCUCCAGCGGCACAGGACGGCUGCAGGGCAACGGCGGUGGAGGCCUGCUUGGCGGCGGAGGAGGCGGGGGCCUCCUUGGCGGCAGCGGUAUUGGAGGUGGCGGUGGCGGCGGCGGCGGCCUACUGGGUGGAGGAGGUGGGGACAACGGAGGUGGCGGCGGACCCUUGCGCCGACGACAUCAGCACCAGGACAAGAAGCAGUUCCAGAUGCUCAUACCCAUGUACCUGGCAGCGACAACAUUUGGCUGGACAAUGGUGGCCGCCAAGGCGGUGGGCCUGCUCACGCUGAAGGCUCUCAUCCUAUCCAAAAUCGCGUUUGUCGUGGCCGCCAUAGUCCUGAUCAAGAAGCUGAUGGAUAAUGCCAGCGAAAAGAUGAUGUAUCAGUUCCCGGAGCAGACGCCCUACAUGAUGCCCUAUGGAAUGGACUAUGGUGGACUGCAUGGCGGCGAUAUCUCCCCAGAGAUGUACCCAGGCUCGCUCCAUCAUCUGGCAAUGGCCGGCGGCGGCCAAUUGUCCGGUCAUCCUGGCCAUCCUGGCCUGGAAAACCUCAGCGCCGAGAGUCAUCUGCACUCACAGGUCUCCAGCGAUGGGAGCAACCAUACCCAGGUGCUGGCAGCUCUGGGCGGUCUCGGCGGCCUGGGCCAUAAAAUCAAACGUGAGGACUCUUGGAUGGCGAAGAGUAAGUCCACUCCAGCCAGGCGGCCACUCAUCUACAACUACGUGCAGCCGCAUAUGCCCUACUACCGCUCCUGAGGCGAUGAUUAGGCAAUUAGUGCAGCUACUGGCACAAGCCCGCCCCAAUGCCCGCUACCAAAGACCGUAGACGCGUCGACGAGGAGGCGUAAAAGAGGAGGUGGUGUAGAGGUUGUUCUGCUGCCAUAGGAAGAACAGCGGACGUGACACGCGAACGCGAAACGUGAGGGCCCGGCCCGGCCACGUGGAGUGCUUUAGGCUGC